CUGGCACUCACUGGGGUGGACCCCCAGGGCCAGCAGGACUCAGUAAUUUCCAGUCUGGCUCCCAAUACCAGAUAAGAAAGACGCGGAUGAAGGAGAGAUUAGUCGCUAAUCUCCCGGGGAAGAUGAAUCUGCAAGCUGGACCCCGCGGAGGGGACGCACGUGGGGGUGGAUGGGAGCUGAGCGCCAGCACAAAGUUGGGAUUUUCCUGAUGCUGUGGUCCAUCCUUUUCAUAGAAUCCCAGAAUGGUUUGGAUUGAAAGGGCCUUAAAAAUCAUCCAGUUCCAACCCCCUCCCAUGGGCAGGGACACCUUCCACUGGACCAGGCUGCUGUAGAUGGGUUUUCCCCAUUCUUCUGUUUGCAGCAGGGAGUCCCCUCCCAGACAACAGUUUCCUCACACACAACAGGCACCACAAGCCGUGUCCCGGGUGAGGUGCUGGACACAGGACAGGGUGAUUAGUACCCACCUGCAACCUGCUUCCCUCCCUCGGACAUCCCCAUCCUCGACGCAGCUCUCAAAGGCUCAUUUGCAUAUUUAUUUGAUGACCAAAUGAGAGUCGGGGCCUCCAACCAAGGCACCGACUCCAGAGAAGAGCCCGAUGCCGGCUGUCCGCUGCCUGCAUCCUGCCCCGGGUGCCCUCCCUGUCCCACCGCGGCCGGAGCUGCUGCUGCCGAGAGGCGCCUUCCCUGCCAAGGCUCUCGCUUCGGGGUGGCCGAGGCUCGGAGGAUUUGCAUGCCUUGGCUUAACCCUCCCGGGCACGGCGAGACCCUGCCCAGAGUCACGGCGGGGAUGCACCCGGCUUUUCCUGCUGAGCCGGGCGCGCUUUUCUUUUAGCGUGGAAAAACCAACAACGGCUGAAAAACGACCGUGGCCACACCCCGGCGUUGGAGGAACAGGCUUGAAUUCGCCCCCCCGGGCGGCAGACGCGGCCGGCGGCCGGGCGGACGCUGCUCCACAAACGUUAAUGCCCGCGGCCGCCGCUCAGGGCGGCUAAUCUGGGCCCAGAGGUUAGCGGGGCGGCGAUAUCAUGGCCGGGGGCUGGUGGGCGAAGGCGCAGGCGGGGGGGAUGCUGCUGGCCCUCCUCGGGUGGGUCAGCUCUUGCGUCACCACCUUUGUGCCGCUCUGGAAGAACCUCAACCUGGACCUGAACGAGCUGGAGGUCUGGAACAUGGGGCUCUGGCAGGUCUGCAUCACCCAGGAGGAAGGGGUGGUCGAGUGCCAAGCCCACGGCUCCUUCCUGGCGCUGCCCCCUGAGCUGCGCAUCUCUCGCCUCCUGAUGUGUGUCUCCAACGGGCUCGGGCUGCUGGGCUGCCUCCUCGCUGCCAUGGGGCUGGACAGCUGGAGAGCCUGCGAGGACAAACCCGGGCAAAAGCAGCGUCUCCUGCUCGCUGGGGGAGCGGUGCUUGGCACUGCGGGGAUUACCACCCUGGUGCCGGUCUCCUGGGUCGCCUACAACACCGUCCUCGACUUCUGGGAUGAGACCGUCCCCGACAUCGUGCCCCGGUGGGAGUUUGGGGAGGCCACCUUCCUGGGGUGGUUUGCCGGAGCGUUCCUCGCCGCUGGUGGGCUGCUCCUCGCCUGCAGCGCCCGCUCCACGAGCGCCGCGACACCGCCGGCCCCCGCCUGCCACCAGCUCCCCCCCACGCGGGGGCCGGGCGGGGGCCACCACCCACCCCCCAAAAUCGCAGACCUGGUCAUCUAGGGCCUCGCUGUGCCCUGCAUGCCUCGUGGCUUUUCCCCUGGCAGGGAGGGCCCCUGCACGUUUCACAGGAUGAUUUGCUAAUUGCUACAGCAGCCCUGCCACUUCCUCUCCUUUCUCUGUGUGCCUGCUUCACUUUUUCUCUGUUAAGGAGCAGCAGGUUUCCCCGCAGCACUCGCCAAGCGAGCGUGGGAAGGCAACAAGCAGUGGGCAGUACUUUGUACUGCUGGUGACACUGAUGGGUGACACCGUGUUGGCAGCUCAGCACAGCAGCUCCUUCCCUGUGUGUCUGUGUCGCUCUGAUGCAUUUGCAAUAAAUUAUCACGGCCAUUGGCA
Pseudopipra pipra is the source of this 2033-nucleotide messenger RNA. Its product is annotated as putative claudin-24. Gene Ontology annotation, biological process: bicellular tight junction assembly; cell adhesion. The transcript has a single exon. NCBI's taxonomy places the organism in Eukaryota, Metazoa, Chordata, Aves, Passeriformes, Pipridae. Gene Ontology annotation, molecular function: structural molecule activity. Gene Ontology annotation, cellular component: plasma membrane; bicellular tight junction. The record is from RefSeq and is a predicted model, not a curated record. Bases 1026 to 1700 code for a protein of 224 amino acids.